This is a messenger RNA of Pleuronectes platessa (European plaice), 579 nucleotides long. RefSeq lists its product as uncharacterized. NCBI's taxonomy places the organism in Eukaryota, Metazoa, Chordata, Actinopteri, Pleuronectiformes, Pleuronectidae. The record is from RefSeq and is a predicted model, not a curated record. The annotation marks the transcript as partial. Gene Ontology annotation, cellular component: membrane. The transcript has a single exon.
ACAACCACUACCCCAACUACAACAACCACUACCCCAACAACAACCACAACCCCACCAACAACAACGACCCCAACAACAACAACCACAACCCCAACAACAACAACCACUACCCCAACAACAACAACCACUACCCCAACUACAACAACCACUACACCAACAACAACAACCACUACCCCAACUACAACAACCACUACCCCGCCUACAUCAACCACUACCCCAAGUACAACAACCACUACACCAACUACAACAACCACUACCCCAACAACAACAACGACUUCUCCAACUACAACAACCACUACCCCAACUACAACAACCACUACCCCAACUACAACUAACACUGCCCCAACUACAACAACCACUACCCCAACAACAACAACCACUACCCCAACUACAACAACCACUACUCCAACUACAACAACCACGACCCCAACAACAACAACCACUACCCCAACUACAACAACGACCCCAACUACAACAACCACUACCCGAUCUACAACUACCACUACCCCAACUACAACAACCACUACACCAACUACAACUACCACUACCCCAACUACAACAACAACUACCCCAACUACA